Sciurus carolinensis (gray squirrel) is the source of this 3395-nucleotide messenger RNA. RefSeq names its product EPM2A glucan phosphatase, laforin (gene Epm2a). Gene Ontology annotation, molecular function: protein tyrosine/serine/threonine phosphatase activity; starch binding; protein tyrosine phosphatase activity. The coding region runs from base 246 to 1229 and encodes 327 amino acids. The record is from RefSeq and is a predicted model, not a curated record. Gene Ontology annotation, cellular component: nucleus; cytoplasm. Lineage: Eukaryota; Metazoa; Chordata; Mammalia; Rodentia; Sciuridae. The transcript has 4 exons. Gene Ontology annotation, biological process: protein dephosphorylation.
CCUUUGCCUCCAUUCGCAGCGUCCCCGGUGCCCGAAGAGGCCUCGGGUGGCUCCGCCGACACCCUCCCGGGUCGCCAGCCCGGGCGGCAUGAGGCCAGCGCUGCCCGGCCGCGUGAUGUAGCCCAAAAAAGGCGCUGCCCCGCACGUGGGCGGGCCGCCCCGGGCCGCCCGCGCCGCCGUCCAAUCGCCGCAGCCGCCCGCGCGGGGAGCCGGGCACCCGGAGCCGCGCCGCCGCCGCCAUCGCCAUGCGCUUCCGCUUCGGGGUGGUGGUGCCGCCCGCCGUGGCCGGCGCCCGGCCGGAGCUGCUGGUCGUGGGGUCGCGGCCGGAGCUGGGGCGCUGGGAGCCGCGCGGCGCGGUGCGCCUUAGGCCGGCGGGCGCGGGGACGCCGGCGCCGCCCGAGCCGGGCCUGUGGCUCGCGGAGGUGGAGCUGGCGCCCGAGGCGGCGGCGCGCGACGGGGCGGAGCCGGGCCGCGUGGACACGUUCUGGUACAAGUUCCUGAAGCGCGAGCCGGGGGGCGCGCUCUGCUGGGAAGGCAAUGGGCCUCACCACGACCGUUGCUGUACUUACAAUGAAAACAACCUGGUGGAUGGUGUUUACUGUCUCCCAAUAGGACACUGGAUUGAGGCCACUGGACACACCAACGAGAUGAAGCACACAACAGACUUCUAUUUUAAUAUCGCAGGCCACCAAGCCAUGCAUUAUUCAAGAAUUUUACCAAAUAUCUGGCUGGGUAGUUGCCCUCGCCAAGUGGAACAUGUAACCAUCAAACUGAAGCAUGAAUUGGGCAUCACUGCUGUCAUGAAUUUCCAGACAGAAUGGGAUAUUGUCCAGAAUUCCUCUGGCUGUAACCGCUACCCAGAACCCAUGAGUCCAGACACUAUGAUUAGACUGUACAAGGAAGAAGGCUUGGUCUACAUCUGGAUGCCCACACCAGACAUGAGCACUGAAGGCCGAGUGCAGAUGCUGCCGCAGGCAGUGUGUCUCCUGCACGCGCUUCUUGAGAAUGGACACACCGUGUACGUGCACUGCAACGCGGGCGUGGGCCGCUCCACCGCGGCCGUCUGCGGCUGGCUGCAGUACGUGCUGGGCUGGAGUCUGAGGAAGGUGCAGUACUUCCUCAUGGCCAAGAGGCCCGCUGUGUUCAUUGACGAAGACGCCUUGGCCAGGGCACAGGAGGACUUUUUCCAGAAGUUUGGGAAGAUUCGUUCUACCAUAUGCAGUCUGUAGCUGGCCAACCUGCCUCCCCUUCCUUCCAGUUUUCUUAAGGGUUCUGGGGUGAUGUUUGUAAAAUACCUAGAAACAACAGUCCCUCCUGAACUGGGAGGAUGUGGGUGUGUGCUCCUCCUCCAAGCUGCUCCCGGGCUUCUGGGGAUGGUUUUCCGUGAGGAUGUAUUUGGGCUGUGUCUACAAUAUUUUAUGAAGGAAGCUGUGACUGACGCAUGGGAAAGGCUGAGAGCCAUUGGGUUGUGCAAUAUUGUUCAAGCUUUAGACAAAAAAAGAAUGUAUGCAGUUCCUGCUGGCAGAAGAGUCCUUUGCUUUACAGGCACUGCAUUGGUUGUAGUAUAGAUUCAUGAGUGCAGUUUCUUGUUGCAUUGUAGUUCUUUGGCAUGCAAAAGAAAAGAUCGCAGGUUAUGUGAAUUUUAUCACUAGAGUAUAUGCAUGCGUGUGCGUGUGCACACACACACACACACACACACACACAGCUUUUCUACUGAACUGAACUAACAUUGUGGUCAUUUGCCAAAGGAGGGAAUAAGGGUAGAAACCUGAACUGCGACCAAAGAAGAGCUCACAUAGGCAAAAAGCAGAGGUUUUCUAGGUUGCCAGGUCCUGUUUCAUAGUGUAAAGCACUCUCCUAGGCAUCUCCUUCCUUAUGUACCUGAAGACCCCAAGUGAUAAACCAAAGCAGACUAAGCUCCAUUUGUUUCACUGAGGUUUAAUGAGUUCGCCCAGGGUCUCACAGCUAGUCAGGCAUGAGCUGGAGUUUGUAACUCAUGUUUGUCAGGCAGUGCUCUUUUCAACCCAUUGGUUUUUCCAGCAUAGAAUAGUGACUUCAGUUUUGUCCCUGUCAGGAUAAGGUUGAUUCCCUGCAGAAAUUUCUACAGUAAGAAAUGAAACAGUGUUCUAAUCGAUUACCAAAGAAUUUAGGUAAGUAGUUCUAUUUUGUACAACCUAAUUUAAGACAUGGUGGGCUGUCUCAAGGCCUGAGCCUUAGCUCAGAAACUAUAUUCUGAAAAUGAACUAUAGAAGAGGAACUGUGUUACCAAAAAAGCCCAAAGAACCAAAAUUCACACACCAUUGUUUCUGAUUCUGACUCAACAUCAAUUUAGUGCAACACACAGUUACUGUGCCUCCAAAAUAGGCAAUUCAUUCCACUCGGUUCUAGAGGAAAAAAAGUUGAGCAAGACAUUUUCAAAAGCAUACACCCCGGAAAUAGACCUGUGUUCAACCAACCAUAAUGCAAAAUUGAGCUGUGCACAGUAGGUUAGAAUAUAGCAAGGGAAUAUCUUUCAAUUGAGCACCUGUGUGCGGGUGUCUAGCAUCUUAUUCAGUUGCAUCUUCAUAGUACACCAUGAGGUAGGCUUCAUUUUCUCCAUUAUUUAAAGGAGAAAGCAAAAGCUAAGAGGUUAAAUCAGUGUCAUUUGCCACAUGCUGAGUAAAUGCAAUGAGAUACAAAACUAGGUUUGUUUGACCACAGUUCAUGCUUUGAAAAAAUUAAACUAUAAUGCUUAUUUAUUUUUCUGUUUCUUCUUUCUUCCACAAACACUUACUGAUAGGUAAGAGAGGUUCUCAUACAGGAGGUAUAGGGGAUAAGAAGGACUCAGGGUAAGUUCCAGUAGAACUCAGAAGAGGGGAACAUGUCAUAACCAUGGCAUUGGGGGGAGGUGACAUUUUGAUAUUUGUUUUGGGCAGAGGAGGCUAGAUAGGAAACAUUUUUUUUCUGACAAGUUUACAAAGUUAAAUUUAGAAAGCAGUAUUGGAUAAUGGGAAGUCUAGUUCUUUUGCUGAAAAUAGUAAGAAGUAGUCAUUAUAUUCUGGAACCCAUUUAUAGUCCCAAUGUGUUAUGUAAAAUUUAAUCUUAAAAUGGAAUAUUUUAAACUAAUAUACAUAAGUGUGUGUGUGUUUUUGUGUGUGUGUGUGUGUGAGAGAGAGAGAGAGAGAGAGAGAGAGAGAGGGAAUUUUCUUAAUGCCUAAGAAAUCCAGCAGUAUAAUUUCUAUUCUAGAAUGGCCUUUUGGGGUGGAUUUUUCCCUUUUCCCUUUUGCUCUGAUAAAACCAGUUUAAGACUAUUACAGAAUGUUUUAGAAUAACCUCUUUUGUCCUCAGUGAAUGGAAUGUCUAAUGUAUUUUGAAAUCACCAGGAUUUUUUGUUAAAUAAAAGCAUUAGAAAAAGA